Callithrix jacchus (white-tufted-ear marmoset) is the source of this 3630-nucleotide messenger RNA. RefSeq names its product keratin 80 (gene KRT80). Gene Ontology annotation, cellular component: keratin filament. Gene Ontology annotation, molecular function: structural constituent of skin epidermis. Gene Ontology annotation, biological process: intermediate filament organization; keratinization. The record is from RefSeq and is a predicted model, not a curated record. NCBI's taxonomy places the organism in Eukaryota, Metazoa, Chordata, Mammalia, Primates, Cebidae.
CUUUUGCCAACUCCCCACCCCUAACCCACCCAGCCAGCCCAGCCUUGGCCCCCUCCCCAGAGCUAGACCUGCUUUCUUGAGGGUGGAGGGUGGCUGUGGAGCAGCCCCCUAAGCAAGGCAGAUGCCUGUGGGAAGGGAGCCCUGCAUGCUUCGGGGGGAGGGGCAGGAGCACCACAUCAUCCAACAGGUUGGUCAGGCUGGGAGGCGUCCCGCCCUCCUGCAGCUAAUGAGCACUGUGCAACAGGUGUCUGCUCCUCAGUCCCCAGCCUGCCCCAGCUGUGACCAGAGCGACCAGAGCCCGCCGCUCACCGCCUUAUCCCCAAGGCUCACUCGCUCAUCCCCCCCUCUGCUUCCGGCCGGGGGCGCCAUGACCUGCCGCUCCUGCGUGGUUGGCUUCAGCAGCCUCAGCAGCUGUGAGGUGACCCCGGUGGGCAGCCCCCGGCCUGGAACCUCGGGAUGGGGCAGCUGUGGGGCCCCCGGGCCAGGCUUCAGCUCCCACAGCCUCACAGGCUGCUGGUCAACUGGCACCAUCCCCAAGGUGACUGUGAACCCCAGCCUGCUGAUACCCCUGGACCUCAAGGUGGACCCUGCUGUUCAGCUGCAGAAGAACCAGGAGAAGGAGGAGAUGAAGGUCCUCAACGAUAAAUUUGCCUCCCUGAUUGGCAAGGUGCAAGCCCUGGAACAGCGCAACCAGCUGCUGGAGACACGCUGGAGCUUCCUGCAGGGCCAGCACUCAGCCGCCUGCGACCUGGGGCAUCUCUACGAGGAAUACCAGGGCCGGCUGCAGGAGGAACUGCGCAAAGUGAGCCAGGAGCGGGGACAGCUGGAGGCCAACCUGCUGCAGGUGCUGGAGAAGGUCGAGGAGUUUCGAAUCCGGUAUGAGGACGAGAUCUCCAAGCGCACAGACAUGGAGUUCACCUUUGUCCAGCUGAAGAAGGACCUGGAUGCAGAGUGUCUUCGUCGGACUGAACUGGAAACCAAGUUAAAAAGCCUGCAGAGCUUCGUGGAGUUGAUGAAAACCAUCUAUGAGCAGGAGCUGAAGGACCUGGCAGCGCAGGUGAAGGAUGUGUCAGUGACCUUUGGCAUGGACAGCCGCUGCCACAUCGACCUGAGCGGCAUCGUGGAGGAGGUGAAGGCCCAGUACGAUGCCAUCGCAGCUCGCAGCCUGGAGGAGGCUGAGGCGUACUCUCGGAGCCAGCUGGAGGAGCAGGCCGCCCGCUCGGCCGAGUUUGGGAGCAGCCUCCAGAGCAGCCGCAGCGAGAUCGCAGACCUCAAUGUGCGCAUCCAGAAGCUUCGGUCCCAGAUCCUCUCCGUCAAGAGCCAUUGCCUGAAACUGGAGGAGAACAUCAAGGCAGCCGAGGAGCAGGGUGAGCUGGCCUUCCAGGACGCCAAGACCAAGCUGGCGCAGCUGGAGGCCGCCCUGCAGCAGGCCAAGCAGGACAUGGCGCGGCAGCUGCGCAAGUACCAAGAGCUGAUGAAUGUCAAGCUGGCCCUGGACAUCGAGAUCGCCACCUACAGGAAGCUGGUGGAGGGCGAGGAGGGCAGGAUGGACUUGCCCUCAGCCACCGUGGUCAGCGCUGUGCAGUCCCGGUGCAAAACCGCCCCUUCCCUCCCCUACCCCUUAUGUUCCCUGUAGCUGCCUCCAGGUCAGGCCUCUCCAAGGCCCCCUCCCGGAAGAAGAGGGGCAGCAAAAGCCCUGUGAUCAAAAUCACCGAACUGUCAGAGAAGUACUUUUCGCAGGAGUCGGAGGUCUCGGAGUAAGGUGGCUGGACCCCAGGAACCCCAGGGCACUCCACUGCAGCAGAAGGGACUUAAGCUAGACUCAAGAAAGCAGCUUGAAGCCUCUAGGUUGGGAGAAGAGGCAAAACCUGCCACUGAACCGAGCGGAGGAGGGUUGGAAACUGCCUGCCAUUUUGGGCUGCCAGGGUGGGAGAGGAGCAUCAGCAGCGGUUCAGAGCCAUUCCGCUCCAUCUCCACCGCUCACAGCGCCAGCCUUCCACCCUGGCUGGAGGUGUUCCUGAUGGGUGAGCUGGAAUUAGGGGUCAGUUUUGUCUCUAUCUCCUCACUCCUCUUAGGCUCCUCCUCCAGCAUAGUGCUCUGCCGAGGCCCCUCUGACUCUUGCUCAAUCCUUGCCCUGGACUCCUAUCUCAAGCCUUGCCUUGCCUCUGCCUCAGAACUGAGGCUGGAACCCAGCUUGCUCACCUAUGGGCCAGGGCCAAAGAGGACAGUGUGGGCCCUGUCCUGUAUCUGGAGUUCCUGGGAAGACUGGAUGCUGAAGACUCUCUUGGCUUUCCUGUGCUCCUUGAGCUCCCCAGAGACCUGACAGUAUUAGGGAGUGAAGGGAGGAGGGGCCCUGGGUGUUUGGGACCUGAGCCUAAGCCCUGGAGAUCAGCCAGGAACACCUGCGCCCCUCCCCGCUCUUGUGGGUCCCUCCUACUAGGCCAUAGUCAGAACCAGAAGGGCUGCCCCCAGCCAGCUCCCAGACCUUCUCCAGAAGCGAUUCUUGCCAUAAUCAACUCCCUUGGAGUGGAAGCCAGAGGGCGACUUGAGAUUAAGCAGGAGCAUCAGAUCCUCCUUCCACCUCCCUGCCAUGCAGGUAUCCCAUCCAGCCUGGAAUCAGAGCUCUCUGCCCCUAGCCCACGUUGUUCCCAGCCUGAACUCCUGGCUUUGGUGCACCAGGUCCUGGAUACCCCUGGUCCCACCCCUGCCAUGAGAUGAAGCCCCAGGCCCACUUCCCAUGAGUCUCACUUCUCAGAGCCUCUGUUCCCCUCUCCAUUGGGCCAAACAGCCUGGCCCUCCUCCUUGGCAUUCAUGGAGGAGCCCAGGAACUCCCCACACCUAUGGGGUUAGAGCUCCUCCUUCCUUCUCACUCCAUCCCCUUCCUCCCUCCUUGCCCACUCCCCCUGCCUCCAGCAGGCCAGGAAGAAGGCACAGUCCAGGCAAGUCUGGGAGCCUCCAAGCCCUUGAGGACCAGCUGUGGAGCCCAAAUGACAGCCUGACAAGGGCUCCUAAGAAAGGGAAAUUCUGCAUCCCAUCAGAAGACGGGGUGUUGGCAGGCAUACGCCUAUCUCCUCCUCUCGGCUCUCAGCUCCGGGGCUUGUAGAGGCAUCCCAGCAGCUCCAGCCUCCCACUGCACAGCUUCCUUCCCUCCUCUCUCCUCUCCCCUCCCUGCCCCUCACCUCACCUCCUCUUCUAGAAAACGUUGGAUUCUAGAAAUCUCAUUUUUCAGGACAUGCUGGCCAGAGGUCUGGGCCCAUCCCAGGCCUCAAGGCCAUCCAGGCCUGUGGGGAGCACUGGCAGGUUACUGACUCUCUGGCCAUGGGAACUCAGACAUUCUUAUCCCUGAAGUCCCAAAAGAGGGUGCUGAUCGGUGCUUUUUCUCAAGCUCUUCACUGGUUUCCAAGGGAACAAAUCCUCAGUGGGGAUACAAGAUAUAUUAAGUAUAUAUUAUUUUUUCAUAACUUAUGUGGCUUUUAACUUAUUGCUUCCCUUCCUGUUUCUGCAUAAUCCAUCUGUAUAUACUAUCUGGAUAGAUUACACGUGUUCCAGCCACCUCACCUGACUGGCGACCUUGGGGCAAUGUCCCCUUCUCCCUGCCACAGAAUGAAUAAAUGUUGAGAUUUGUCCAUG